AUGGAAACCAACUCGGUUUCCAAAUGGGUUUUGCUGUUCUUGAUUGUAAUCCAAAUGGGUGUUCAAGUGAUUGAAGGUAGUGUGACAUAUGAUAGCAAAGCCAUUGUCAUCAAUGGUCAAAGAAGAAUCCUCAUUUCUGGUUCUAUACAUUAUCCUAGAAGUACCCCUGAGAUGUGGGAAGAUCUUAUAAUGAAAGCUAAAGAUGGAGGCCUUGAUGUGAUUGAAACUUAUGUGUUUUGGAAUGUUCAUGAACCUUCUCAGGGCAAUUAUAAUUUUGAAGGGAGAUACGAUUUGGUGAGGUUCUUGAAGACAGUGCAAAAAGCAGGGCUUUAUGCUCAUCUAAGAAUUGGACCUUAUGUUUGUGCUGAAUGGAAUUUUGGAGGAUUCCCAGUUUGGCUCAAGUAUGUUCCUGGCAUUAGCUUCAGAACUGAUAAUGAGCCAUUUAAGAGGGAAAUGAAGGGUUUCACUGAGAAGAUUGUGAACAUGAUGAAGAGUGAAAAAUUGUUUGAAUCUGAAGGAGGCCCAAUAAUCCUCUCUCAGAUUGAGAAUGAAUAUGGGUCCAUAGGGAAGUCACUUGGAGGUGCUGGACAUAACUACAUGACUUGGGCUGCAAAUCUGGCCGUUGGAUUGGGUACCGGUGUCCCAUGGGUCAUGUGCAAACAAGAUGAUGCCCCAGAUCCUAUUAUUAACACAUGCAACGGUUUCUAUUGUGACGCUUUCUCCCCGAACAAGCCCUACAAACCGACCAUUUGGACCGAGGCUUGGAGUGGAUGGUUCACGGAGUUCGGUGGUCCAAUCCACGAGCGACCCGUGCAAGAUUUGGCAUUUGGUGUUGCUCGAUUUAUACAGAAGGGUGGAUCGUUCUUUAACUACUAUAUGUACCAUGGAGGAACGAAUUUUGGCCGCUCUGCUGGAGGCCCUUUCAUCACUACCAGUUACGACUAUGAUGCUCCACUUGAUGAAUAUGGCUUGAUCAGACAACCAAAAUACGGGCAUUUGAAGGAGCUUCACAAGGCUAUCAAGCAAUGUGAGCCCGCUUUGGUUUCGGCAGAUCCUACCAUCACUUCUUUGGGAAACCUUCAGCAGGCGCACGUAUUCUCGUCCAAAUCGGGGCACUGUGCGGCUUUUCUUGCAAACUACAACACAAACAACGCUGCGAAAGUGAUGUUUAAUAACAUGCACUAUACUUUGCCGCCUUGGUCCAUCAGUAUCCUUCCGGAUUGCAGCAAUGUUGUCUUCAAUACUGCUAAAGUCGGAGUUCAAUCAACGCAAAUGGAAAUGUUACCGACCAAUGCCGAGCUGUUCUCAUGGGAGACGUAUAAUGAAGAUACAACCACUGUUGACGAUAGUUCGACUUUCACUACUUCGGGUCUAUUGGAGCAAGUUAAUGUCACUAGAGAUAAUAGUGAUUAUCUUUGGUAUACAACGAAUGUCGAGAUUGGUUCGACCGAAUCCUUUUUGCGAGGUGGGGAGCGUCCCAAACUCUUGGUGCAAUCAACGGGCCAUGCUCUUCACGUGUAUAUAAACGGAGAACUUUCAGGUUCGGCUUUUGGAACACGAGAAAAUAGGAGAAUUACGUACAAAGAAAACGUCAAUCUCCGGCCCGGAAAUAACAAAAUAUCACUACUUAGCGUUGCCAUGGGAUUGCCGAACAUCGGCGGGCAUUAUGAAACAUGGGAAACGGGCGUCAUGGGUCCAGUCGCACUUUAUGGUCUCGACCAAGGAAAACAAGAUUUAUCGUGGGCAAAAUGGACCUACCAGGUCGGGCUGAAAGGUGAGGCCAUGGACGUUAUUUCGACGAACCGCAUGUCGUCCGUUGAAUGGUUGCAGGGUUCUCUUAUCGCUCAAAAGCAACAGCCGCUAACAUGGCACAAGGCUUCCUUCAAUGCACCUGCAGGAGACGAGCCAUUGGCUUUAGACAUGACCAGUAUGGGCAAAGGUCAAGUGUGGAUCAACGGUCAAAGCAUCGGAAGAUACUGGACCGCCUACGCUACCGGUGAUUGCCAAGGAUGCCAUUAUGCUGGAUCUUACCGCCCACCCAAGUGUCAACUCGGUUGUGGUCAACCGACCCAACGAUGGUACCACGUGCCUCGAUCAUGGUUAAAACCAACGGAGAACUCGUUGGUGCUUUUUGAAGAACUGGGGGGAGAUCCCACUCGGAUAUCGUUGGUGAAGCGAUCGAUGACAACUGUAUGCGCUGAUAUGUUUGAAUAUCACCCGAACAUCAAGGACUGGCAUAUUGAAAGCUAUGGUAAGACACAAGAGCUCCGUAGACCAAAGGUUCAUCUCCAUUGCGGUCCUGGUCUAACCAUUUCCGCCAUUAAAUUCGCGAGCUUCGGAACUCCGUUGGGAACCUGCGGCACGUUCCAACAAGGAACUUGCCAUUCGCCUGCAUCGUAUGAUGUCGUUCAAAAGAAAUGCAUAGGAAAAGAGACAUGUGCGGUGACCAUAGCGAACAGCAACUUCGGUCAAGACCCGUGCCCGAACAAACUGAAACGAUUAACCGUCGAAGCUGUUUGUGCUCCGAAUUCACGGGGUUGAGUGCAAGAAGACGAAAGAAACACGAAACAGAAAUACUAAUCGACAAAUUUGUGAUUAGGGUAGCUUUAUUUAUUGGCUAUGGUAGGGUGUAUAUUAGUGAAGAUCCCAGGAGUUCUAAAUUGCGAGCUUCGUGAUGGAUCGAUCCAAGUCCUGGUCGUCUGGCGUUUUUGACCGGAAAGUAGAACCAGUUGGCGUUGAUUUACCCGAAUAUUUGGUGUGAUUUAUUUGGAGUUGUUUGUAUGAUCAUUAAGAUGGGGGGAUUUAGGUUCAGGUUUAGGAAUGGAUCCUAUUACUGAACUUUUUUUAAGUUAAUUGUGUGCAGUUUUUAAUGAAAAUAUAUUCUC
This is a messenger RNA of Cynara cardunculus var. scolymus (artichoke), 2885 nucleotides long. RefSeq names its product beta-galactosidase 3-like. Gene Ontology annotation, cellular component: vacuole; cell wall. The record is from RefSeq and is a predicted model, not a curated record. Bases 1 to 2541 code for a protein of 846 amino acids. NCBI's taxonomy places the organism in Eukaryota, Viridiplantae, Streptophyta, Magnoliopsida, Asterales, Asteraceae. The transcript has 19 exons. Gene Ontology annotation, molecular function: carbohydrate binding; beta-galactosidase activity. Gene Ontology annotation, biological process: carbohydrate metabolic process.